AUGCUUAUAUCGGCCAAUUUGAAACCCCUGUUCAGUCGGGGGAUCUCCCAAAGUAUUGGUCGGUUUCUUCAUUCGUCAGCAACUCGACUCGAGUCUAGCUUGAACAAGGUUCCACCAAUUAGAACCAAGAACAUUGGGAUCAUAGCACAUAUCGAUGCCGGUAAAACAACAACAACAGAAAGAAUGUUGUACUACAGUGGUAAAACCAAACGCAUAGGUAACGUAGACGAAGGAGACACUGUCACUGAUUACUUGCCAAGUGAAAAACAAAGAGGAAUUACUAUUCAGCUGGCUGCUAUUUCAAUUCCCUGGAAUAAUCAUAAGAUUAAUAUAAUCGAUACCCCGGGUCAUGCAGAUUUUACAUUUGAAGUUAUAAGGUCCUUGCGGGUUCUUGAUAGUGCAGUUACGAUUUUAGAUGGGGUAGCAGGUGUGGAGGCACAAACUGAAAAAGUAUGGAAACAAGCUAAUGCCUUGGGUAUACCAAAAAUUGCUUAUGUAAAUAAGAUGGAUCGAGAAGGAGCAGGUUUUAGUAGAACGGUAAAAGAGAUUGUUCAGAAGCUACAAACCCGUGUGGUUUUAUGCAAUGUUCCGUAUUUCGAAAAAACUGAACAAAAUGAUCAUGAAUUUUCAGGAGUGAUUGAUAUAAUUCACAAGAAAUUAUUGAAAUGGGAACCAGCUAAAGAUGCCAAUGGAAAUGAAAUAACAAUUAUUGAUAUUGAAUCCGAGUCUUCCAAAUACCCAGAAUUAUUCGACGUUAUAAGCAAUAGUAGAAUGUCAAUGAUUGAAACACUAUCUGAAUUUGACGACUCUUUCAUUGAUGCCUUGGAAGAAUGUGAAGAAGACCCUAUGAAAUUCAACAGUCAGUUAUUGAUCAAGGCAAUAAAAAAGGCUACAGUUGAAAACUUUGUAACUCCAGUUUUCUGUGGAUCAUCCUUCAAAAACAUUGGGGUCCAACCUCUUAUGGAUGGAAUUAUUCAAUUCAGUCCUUCACCACUUCAAAUAAAAGUUCCAGAAAUAUCCUCCAACAAAAGAGUCAAAAAGACAAAAAGAAGUAAGGAUAAUCAAGUUAGUCAAGAAAUCCCGGUUCCAACUAGUUGGGAUCCAAGCAGAGGCUUAAUUAUCAAUAAGAACCGUAAUCUAACUGUUGCCUUAGCGUUUAAAGUCAUGACCCACGCCACAAGAGGUGUUAUGACUUUUUUCAGAGUUUAUAGCGGGAAGCUUAACUCAAACUCAACGGUGAUAAACACCAGAACUGGUAAGAAAUUAAAUGUGAAGAAAUUGUUAUUGAUGCAUGGGGAUUCUCCAGAACCAGUUGAUUAUAUUGAUUCCGGUAGUAUUGGGGUUAUUUUAGGAUUAGAAGAUGAAUUAAUGACUGGAGAUACUUUAGUUUCACACGGUUCUGGUAAUAGUAAGCUAUUUAAUGAAUUAGAGUCUAGUUUAAAGAUGUUGCCUAUUGAUAUACCACCCCCUUUAUUCAACUCUUCAUUAGAACCUUUAACUACUGGUGAUGAAAGACAUAUGGACCAAUGUUUAAAGAUUCUUCAAAGAGAAGACCCAUCUUUGAAAGUUACCUUGGAUGAAGAUAUGGGCCAAACUAUUAUAAGUGGGAUGGGUGAAUUACAUUUAGAAAUUUUGAAAGAAAGAUUAGUCAAAGAUAUGAAAGUCAAUGUUAGAUUAACCGAUGUUGCAGUGAGUUACAAAGAAACAGUUGCAAAACCAAGCAUGCAAAGCCAUACAUUAAUAUCGAAUGAAGAUGAAAAUAUUAAAGUUGAGAUCCAAUUAGAUACUUUCGAAGGUAAUGCAGAAGAGACUACAUUUGCGGAAGAAGAGGGUGCUGAGAUAUUACAACAAGAGAAUAAUAUCAUUAUAAUAGAACCAAGUGCUACCCCAGCUCACAUGUAUCAAGCAAUUGAAGAUAGAAGAUGGAAGCCCGAUUACUCUCUUGAGGUAUUACAAGAUAGUAUAAUCCAAGGGUGUUAUACUGCUCUACAGAUGGGUGGUCCAAUUCUAGGAUUCCCAUUGCAUUCAACAGUGGUUAGAAUAAAAUCUUGGGACUUCCCAAUCGAGAAUAAGAAUUUCCAACCAAAUACUUUGCUUGAUCUCGGACGUCGUUGUUUAAGAGAACAUAUUAAUGAAAUGUACGAAAACAAUAAAACAUCCUUCACAGUAUUAGAACCGUAUAUGGAAACAAAAGUCUACGUUGGAUCAGAAAGCGUGGGUGAAGUCACCCACGACUUGACCCAAAAAUGUCAAGCAGUUAUCACUUCAAUUGAAGAUGAAAAUAGUGAAAAUCUCGAUGCCCUCACUUGGGCUAAUGAAGAAGCUGAAAGGAUCUACUUACCUCCUGAUUAUACUUUGAAAAAAUCAAAAUUGAACGGGCUAGAUUUUGAAAACAAGAAGGUGAUUCUUGCUGAAACCCCAUUGAGAGAAAUGAUUGGCUACUUAUCAAGAUUAAGAUCAAUUACCCAAGGUAGAUCGGUUUUCGAUAUGAACUACCUUGGGAUGAGAAGGACUGCUAGAGAUCGUUUAACAGCAAUUGCAAACGAAGUCAACAUCAUGUGA
Hyphopichia burtonii NRRL Y-1933 is the source of this 2562-nucleotide messenger RNA. It is a transcript of the gene MEF2, whose product is annotated as Mef2p. Gene Ontology annotation, biological process: ribosome disassembly; mitochondrial translation. Gene Ontology annotation, cellular component: mitochondrion. Bases 1 to 2562 code for a protein of 853 amino acids. The transcript has a single exon. Lineage: Eukaryota; Fungi; Ascomycota; Pichiomycetes; Serinales; Debaryomycetaceae. Gene Ontology annotation, molecular function: GTPase activity; GTP binding. The record is from RefSeq and is a predicted model, not a curated record.